AUGGCUCGUGCUGCUAUCCUUUUCGCCAUCCUCUCGCUCCUCGCCGUCGCUGCCACGGCGUGCAAUGUCCCGCCUGGCGGGUGCCACGUCACCAAGGUGUGCCAGAAGCUCGUCAAUCUCGAGAAAUACAACAUCACGGAGCAGAAUUUCCGCAAGUACUCGCUGAUUGGCUACUUCAAGGGCAUGUUCAACAGCCAGGGCGGCAAGGUGAAACCCCAGAAGCCCGGAUCCGGCCCCCUGAACCUCGAGAUCUUCCAGGAGGUGGGAAAUUUUGUCGAGGUGGUAACCAGCACCAAGGGCAACACCCUCGCCAAGUGCUGCGCGGCGUGUGCGAAAUCCCUGGACUGUUACGAGUACCACUUUUUCGUGAGCCCUCGCAUGGAGGACAACACGAACGUGAAGAACUUCCGCGACGGCGUGCAGUGCUACCUGCUGCAGAAAAACGCGGGCUCGGGCGUCUCAGGCGGGCUCUCGCACCCGUACGCGGGCGACCGGAAGGAGCAGGCGGCCAUGGCGCCGUAUUUCCCGCUGAGCUGGGUGGGCGGGCUGUGCAACGGCAAGGCGACGGUGGAGAACGACCCGCAUCUGACGGGCGCGCACGGGACGCAUUUCGACUUCACUGGGCGGUUGAACAAGGCGUUCUGCCUGCUGUCAGACGAGCGCGUGCAUAUCAACAUGCUGCUGGAUGGCUACCAGGGCACUCCUCCUGCCGUGACUGCUGGCGCUGUGGCUGCUGCUUCUGCUGCUGCUGCUGCUGCUGCACCUAGCACUGGCCUGCACACCUGGAUCAAGGAGGUGGGAGUGGUGUGGGUGUCAGGUGGUGGCAAGCAGCACUCGCUGCGCAUGGUGGCGCGUACAGGCAACCAGCAGGACAGGGGAAGCAAUGGCUUCCUCGCCCUCAUGCAGGUGGACGGUGCUGAUGUGGCACCACCACGCCUCAUGGAGGAGGCGGUGGAGGCGGAGGGGGGGGUGGUGGUGAGCAAGGUGGCGGAGGGGCGGGAGGGGCCGUUUGAUGUGGACCGCUACACGGUGUCCCUGGAGGGGGUGGGUGAGCUGGACGUGCGCAUGAGGGUGGCUCACCCGCUGCUGCAGACCCCAGAGGAGGCGGAGGCGCAUUUCAACAUCGCCCUGACUGAUAUCGUGAGCACCCGUGCGGUGCACGGGGUGUUGGGGCAGACCUUCCGUGACACGCCCGAGCAGCAGAGCAGGGCGCUGCGGUACACACACCUGUCAGCACUGCUGCACCACCCCAUAGCGGCCGACCAGGAGGAGGGGCGCGGCUUCCUGGACGGCAGCGUUGAGGACUAUGUGUCGUCCGGCAUCACUGCUCCCGACUGCCGCUUCUCCGCCUUUGCUGGCCGCCAGGGGGCUGCUGCUGUCGCCGCUGCUUCUGGUGCUGCUGGUGUUGCUGGUGCUGGGGCUGGUGGGGCUGGGGCUGUUGUGGUUGUUGGUGCUGGUGCUGUUGCUGUUGGUGCUGGUGCGGAUGGGGAGGAUGCUACAGAGGAUGUGCUGGCAAGCGUGGUGUAG
This is a messenger RNA of Closterium sp. Naga37s-1, 1527 nucleotides long. The record is from the annotation of a GenBank genome assembly. Lineage: Eukaryota; Viridiplantae; Streptophyta; Zygnematophyceae; Desmidiales; Closteriaceae.